Molecule: messenger RNA, 8371 nt
Organism: Mycena citricolor
Lineage: Eukaryota; Fungi; Basidiomycota; Agaricomycetes; Agaricales; Mycenaceae
Source: the annotation of a GenBank genome assembly
GCACUGCAAGGUUACUUCUCAAAAAGGAAAAGAGCGAUCGAGAAACUUGGCCACGCCUCAGGUCGGAGAAAGCGGAGGCGGCCACAGUCCGAGGGAAAGCUGCUUGAUUUCUCAGUGGCUUCUUGAUCACACCUCGCUGACCAUCAAUCAUUCCGAGUCGUUCCUUAUCUCGAGCGCUAGCCGCCAAUAUACUUUCGAAUUGUGCCCAAGGCCCGUGCCCCACUCGUCAGUCAAGCCGUUCCAGUUUGACACAACCGCGCGGCAUAUCUACCCCAUCAGCCGACAGGCCCGGAGCUCAAUUCCAAACAUUCCGGGCAGUCGGAACAAGGACGAAUGUCGGGGAUGCUGUUGGAGCUGCCUCCUGACAUCUACCUGGAGAUCAGCACCCACCUCCUGCUCAUUGAUGUCUUAUCUUUACUCCUGACCUGCAGGACAAUCUAUCAACUCGGCCAGGAAAGGAGUUUCUGGAUAUCGCUCCUGCGGGUGAAUCGAGCCCACUCGCCAUUGGCCUGCCCAGUGCACACCGACCUCUCACAAUGGCCGCUUGAGCGACUUAAGAAUUUGGCGUUCAUUUGGAUGAACGUCUAUCUCAGUUGGAGCUCGCCUGCGCCGCGAUUCACACGCCCAGUUUCACCUCUCCGGUUCCCCGAGCCUGUGGAAUUUGUGGCGAGCUUGCAAGGAACGAGCAUUCUGCUCCUGCAUUUCAAGGAGCGACAGCAAUUAGUCUGCUGGGAUACAAGAGUCAAUUCGAAGUCCGCUGUGCCCACAAUUCCAUUCCAUGGUCAAGUCGUCGAGACAUCUGUCGCAUUUGAGUCUUUGGGGAUAACUGCCUUCGUGCUCGGCCGACAGCUUUUCGCCGCUCCGUCCGAAAUCCAACUCCACAUCGUCACCAUUUGUCAUGAAGAGGACGAGGUAUCCGUCUUCACCUGCACUCAAACCCAGAUGACAUCUUCCACGAGCUUUGACUAUGAGUCCUUCCUGCUGACGGAGGAAUUCGUUGGGUCGGUCGGCAUCCAAGACUCGGCUGACUCAGCAAAGCUCAUGUUUGGCCGUCGGUUCGAAGCUGCAAGCGGGGAUUUUUCUGUCAGCGAGAUCGCCAUCAAGGCUCCUCGGCAGUUUUCGAGUGACCGGGAGCAAUUUGUCUGUUUCCCAUUCCAAGGGCAUUUCUACAAUCUGUUCGAGGAUGGGCUGUCUGUCCACGUACGACACGUGUCAAGGAACAGUCUUUUGCACAACGACGUCAGAGACUCCAUUCAAUAUGUGUCCUUGAUAUCGGCCGACGCAGAUGAUCUGCAUCCCUUUUGCUACACGCUCCCCACAUCGCCCGUUUACGGCAUCGCCGCUGCUUUCGUGCGGAACUCGCCUGAUGAGCUGGAUGUUGUCAGAGUCACGUUUCUUCCCCUGUAGCUUGACACACUCGGAUGACGAUGGGUUCAGUCCCCGCUGGCGUUCGAUCCUCUCUGUCGAUCGGUCUCCAUCACCGGCAACGUGAGGGAUCGCGAUCUCAUCUGGAUGGACCAUAGCGGUUCCAAUAUUCUGCUUGUGAUCGAGACGCUUAGUUUUACCAUGGAGCUUAAGCUGAUUCGAUAUCAUUUGGGUGCUCCGGGAUCCAUUACAGUCCAUUCCAUGGUCGUUCCCGAGUCGAUCGACAUCGACGGCCUCCGUGCGGUGUGCAUAGAUGAUUCCACGGGCGCCGUUUAUGUCAUUGACUCGCGGUACAUGUUCUAUACCUUGCAGUACGCUUAGAUAGUACUGUUUAGAUCUUCUUCUUCUUAUGCUCAGUCUGUAAAUAUCCUGAUUGAAAACCAAAAUACCUAGAUUGAACAAGAUAAGAUAAGGUGCGCAGUGAUGUCUUGUGGUUGAUCGGCCCGAUGAUGGCUUAAUAUCUUGCUCUUGACGUUCAUCCAUAUGGCCGCCAGCCUCGUACUCUCCGAGCUUCCAUCGGACAUCAUCCUCGAAAUAGUCAGGCACGCGAAGAUAUCUGACGCGCUCUGUCUUCUCUUUACGUCUCCGGUGCUGUAUCGACUCUGGAAUGAGCGCAGCUUUUGGAUCUCCGCAUUAAGAAACGUCCGACGAGAACAUAUCCUGACUCUUCCCGGAGAUCUUUCGCAAUAUCCACUGGAGGCACUGCGCGAGCAGGGUCUCAGAUUCGUGAGGCUGGAACGCAAUUGGGGACAUAGCUAUCCUAUCGUCUCAUGGUACCGCCAGUUGGAACCCUUCCACGGACCACUUCGACAAUUCUCUGUCAUCCUCAAUGUCCAAGGGACAGGGAUCUUGGUUCUCCACGAUGCUGACAACGGCCAGCUUAUCUGUUGGGAUACCCGACAGGAAGACCCGCAACUGGCACCGAUGCCGACUGGACACACCAUCAUGUUCCUAUCCACCCUGCAUGAGACAGACCAAGUCUCUUCGCUGGCUCUUUUGAGCAUCGUCUAUGGGAGGCCUCACAACGUCGCCGGACGUCGCCAGAUGUUCCGAAUCACGCAUCGGAAUAACCAGCUUGUUAGUUUCGAGCUUGUGCAGUCCGAAAUUGUCCCAGAUCAUGAAGUCGACAGUGGAUACCUGGCUCACACCACCGAACACAUGGCCUUUCUCGCAAGCCCCGAGUUCUCGCCUUCUCUGAUAUCGACACGGUUGUCGGAUGGGCACACUUUGAGGGCUGUAUUCAGAUUUGGUCAUGAGCCUACUCCGAACCAGGACAUCAUCGCCUUUUUCGCUCAUCGUGACCACUUUUACUUCCUCCACGAAGAUGGAAUCAGCGUCCAGACACACCAUGUGUCUCCCACCAGGCUCGUCGAAGGCCAACGGCAGGAGCCCGAUACGACGAGCAUUACCAUACCCGGAGCCGGCGACUAUGUUGUUAGGCCAAAGCCGCUCUGCUAUGUUCUUCCCACGUCGCAUUUCUACGGAGUCAGCGGUGCAUUUGUCCGCCUCGUAGAUGAGGACCGACUCAGUCCCCGCCUGCUCUUCACUUUCGUGCUCAGCGCCGACACAGAUUCUGCCGAAAAGCCCCUCGUCUUCGCCCCAGUUUGCAAAACCAUUCAAAUUCGCGGUCAGAUGAUGGGCAAUGCCGAGGGUGGGCUGAAUAGCCUGAUCUGGAUGGACCACAGCGGACACAAUGUCAUUGCUGGAAUAACUCGGGACGGCGUGAACAGCGUUUUGCUCCUCCGACUGCAUCUCGAAGACGGGACCAUCACCGUCCAUGAUUUGGUGAUGCCAGCAUCAGUCGAUCUGGAUGAGGUGUCUUCCAUGUGCAUCGAUGAGGUCAAUGGGACAAUCUAUCUCGCCAAUGGCGUUGGGCGAUUUACUCUUCUGCAUUACACUUGAUUGGAUAUAUGCUGCAGUUGCACCUGCUGUCGUAUGUAUGCUUGAGGAUAUGUUUGUCGGUCAGUUCGGCCUUGGUCGAUACAAUUUAAUUUACCGGAGAUCCAAAAGGGGAUACCUUUGUACUCUGAUUGACACGUGCCAUGUCCCGACUUACACAAUGGUUGGCGCGAACCGCCUUUGUUCCUACAAUCGCGACCGCCAUCCUUCGUCUUUAUGAUUCGGAGAAUGGGCGAUAAACUGAACCAGCUUGGAAACGCCUCCUCGAAUAACUAUGGCGACUCCGACUUGAUGCACGGCCCGGGCAGCCCGUCAUCCAUCCAAUCUGCAUCGACCUCGUACCUGUCGCAUUCCAGCUAUGACCACCGCGGGUCGAUCUCCACCCAGGCGACGUCUAUCAGUGACUGGAGCAAUGAUAAACGUGUGUACGGCAUGGAGUCAGAGAUGGAGGUCGUAUUGGAGGAGGAGAAGCCGCCGGCGCCGAGGCCCAAGAAGCUCGUCAGCCGGCCACGGGGAGUCUAUCGCUUGACCGACUUCAUCAUCCAGCGGACGCUGGGGACGGGCAGCUUUGGGCGAGUGCACCUGGUGCGAAGCAAGCAUAAUCUGCGAUUUUACGCAGUCAAAGUGCUCAACAAGGACAGGGUCGUACGCAUGAAGCAGGUGGAGCACACGAACAACGAGCAGCGCAUGCUUGAAUGCGUGCAGCACCCAUUCAUCAUCAACUUGUGGGGAUACUUCCAAGACAGCGCGAAUCUGUACAUGGUCAUGGACUUUGUGCCUGGAGGCGAACUGUUCACACUUCUCCGACGCUCGAAUCGAUUUCCUGAUCCGGUCGCUAAAUUCUAUGCUGCCGAAGUCGGUCUCGCGCUGCACUAUCUGCACGACCUCAGCAUAAUAUAUCGCGAUCUCAAGCCCGAGAAUGUGUUGCUCAACUCGGACGGCCACAUCAAAGUUGCCGACUUCGGGUUCGCCAAGGCCAUCGAGUCGUCGACAUGGACUCUAUGUGGGACACCGGAUUACCUUGCACCGGAGGUCGUGCGUCAGGGUCGUUACAACAAAUCUGUGGACUGGUAUGCCUUAGGUGUUCUGAUUUACGAGAUGCUUUUCGGACUGCCCCCGUACCACAUGGCCGAGCCAAACCACAUGCAACUUUAUAACCGAAUCCAGGAAGGGCCGGCCAAAGUCGCCUUUCCAUCCGCAGCAUUCUCAGACCACGCCCGAGAUCUCAUCAUGAAAUUGAUGGAAGGUGAUCCCUCAAAACGAUACGGAAAUCUGCGUCAUGGAGCGGGAGAUGUUUUCGCCCAUCCGUGGUUCCGAGAAGUGGAUUGGGCCCGGCUGGAGGCCCGAGAAAUCACUGCACCGUAUCUGCCCAGAAUCGCAGGGGACGGUGAUGCGAGCGCAUUCGACAAAUAUCCUGAGGACGAUGUGUCCUCAACCUAUGGCUUGUCCGUGUCGGAUCCGAAUGGGGACCUGUUUCCCGACUUUGAGUACACGGCGAAUGCUUGAUGGAUUGGCCGUUUCUCUUGUACUUGCAUAUUGCUGUCGAUCUCGGUUUCUUUUCCAAAGUGUACCUAUCCCUCUGGCUGGCACAAAGUGGGGUUUUCUUGCAGAUUGGGCCAGCUGGAUUAUUACAAGUCCCUGGGACAAGCACACGUUCUGAUGGAGGGUCUUAAAGCGAUCGAAGAAGACUGAUUGAGAAACCGGCGUGGGCUUCUAAAAUCGGAGGAAUUGACUCGUGGUCGAUGGGUUUUGUGCUUCGCGGGCUGGGAGUCCGAAAUUACAAUCCCUGCAAGGAUGUAUUUGAGCAUUUCGCAUGUCGCGCGCGCCUGUCUGGAAAACAUCAAAGAGACGGAGAUGUUCUGUCAAACGAAAGAUCAGAAUCACUCCUGUGAAGGCGCCAAUCAAAGUCAGACCUGCAUGGGAGCGCGCGAUCUACAUGUGUACUUAAGUCUGGGAGGACAUCGUGUUGACAUAGAAAGGCACAUAAGAAUCUCAAGGAAUACUAGUCUCCCCCAAGUUGCCCAAGUUAGUCCACGGUGAGUCACUGUGCGUGACGCAGCGAUGGUGAUCGCGUGACAAGAAUAACACUCACCAACAGAAGCCUGAGGGAAAGUUGUUAGAUUGAUUCCCUCAUUUCGCGUCUUCCACCAUGUCUUCAUGGAACCCGCAACCUGCUGGCCUCCAAGAGGUCCUCCAGACUCUUCACGAGUCCACAGACAUGAAUACUAAUGUGCAGCGAAUGAUCACCCAAAAACUAAACAACUUUACGCGCUCUCCUGAAUAUAUUGGGUACCUCGCACACAUCCUCGCGGCUAUGCCACAGGAGGAAGACCGGAUUCGCACCAUCGCAGGGUAUUUGCUGAAGAACAACUCACGGCUCAUCCUCACUGCAACCCCCGAUGUGGCCGCAUAUGUGAAAGCGGCCGUUCUCCAAGCCUUCAACGACGCAUCUGUAAUGAUCCGAAAUGCUGCUGGCCAGGAUAUCGUUGCCUUCCUCGGACAGCUCGAGCCACGCAAUUGGCCAGAGUGCCUGCAGCAGCUCAUGCAGACACUCGAUUCACCCGAUUUCGACCGGCAGGAGGCUGCGUUCAAUGUCCUAGAGAAGUCCUGCGAGGACUAUCCCCGAAAAAUGGACGUGGACAUCGGUGGCACCCGUCCCCUCGAUUUUAUGAUCCCCAAGUUCCUCAUGCUUGCUGAGCACCCUUCUGCCAAGAUGCGAUCGCAUGCCAUUGCGUGUCUAUCGUACUUCGUACCCAUCGCCUCCCAAUCCCUCUUUGUCCACAUCGAUGCAUUCAUCGCAACACUGUUCAAACUCGCCUCGGAUGACGACCCGUCGGUGCGUCGUCACGUCUGCCAAGCACUGGUUCUUCUGCUCGCGGCGCGUCCCGAGAAGCUGAUGCCGGAGAUGAAUAAUGUCGCCGAAUACAUGCUGUACUCGACCAAAGACAAGAACGAGAAUGUCGCGCUCGAGGCCUGCGAGUUCUGGCUGACGUUCGCGGAGGAUGCCGAUCUGGCGCUGCACUUGCACCCUCUUCUUGGCAAAGUGGCACCUGUCCUGCUUGACUGCAUGGUCUACGGCGAAGACGAUCUGUUGUGGCUUGAGGGAGACGCCGAGGAUGCAGCCGUUCCGGACAAGGAGACGGAUAUCAAACCUCGUCAUUAUGGAAGCGGAAAGUCGCACGGUCUGGAACGCGACCCUACCGAACAGCAACAAUCCAAGACGCGAAUCGGUGCCUAUGGCGAGGAGACCAUCGAUUCAGAUGAAGAGGACGACGACUUUGAUGAUGAGGACUUUGCUGAUGAGAUGUCCACUGAAUGGAACUUGCGCAAGUGCGCUGCCGCCGCAUUGGACGUUCUUGCUGUCCGAUUCAGCGGCGAUCUCUUGAAUGUUUUGCUUGGACCGCUGAAAGAGAAGCUCUGGAGCAGUGACUGGCUUCAGCGUGAAAGUGGCAUUCUUGCUCUUGGCGCCAUGGCUGAAGGCUGCAUCGAAGCGAUCGAGCCCCAUCUCCCAACUCUCGUUCCGUUUCUGAUCGGCACGUUAUCUGAUGCCAAGCCGCUGGUUCGUUCCAUCACGUGUUGGACCCUUGGUCGCUAUGCCAGCUGGACGACUCAACCCAUUUCGGAGGAACACAAGAACCUGUACUUUGUGCCCACAAUGGAGGGUCUUCUUCGCAUGGUUCUUGACAGCAAUAAACGAGUACAGGAAGCUGGAUGUAGUGCGUUUGCGACUCUUGAGGAAGAUGCUGGCAUGGAGCUGGCGCCUUACCUGGAGCCGGUCUUGCAGAAUCUCGUGCUAGCAUUCGAGAAGUACCAGCACAAGAACAUGCUCAUCUUGUACGAUGCUGUUGGGACUCUCGCUGACGCUGUUGGACGGGCUCUGCAGAACCCUCGUUACGUGGAAAUCUUGAUGCCCCCUUUGACCAAUCGUUGGAGCCGUCUGAAGGAUGAUGACGAAGAUCUCAUCCCAUUGCUGGAGUGUUUGGCUUCAGUGACCAUUGCGAUGGGGGUCGCCUUCCUUCCUUAUGCGCCUCCGGUCUUUGAGCGCUGCGGCAAUAUUAUACACCACGCACUCCUCAAAUAUCAGGAGUACCAGCAAAACCCUGAACUAGAGGAGCCGGACAAGGCCUUCCUGGUUGUCGCACUAGACCUGCUCUCGGGACUGACGCAGGGACUGGGCAUGGACUUGCAGCAGUUGAUCGCACAUAGCAACCCCCCAUUGCUGUCUCUGCUUACUGUCUGUCUGAAACACCCGCAAGCGCCUGUCCGACAGUCAGCUUACGCCUUGGUCGGUGACAUGGCUAUGGGCUGCUUUGUGUUGCUGCGUCCUCACAUGCCGGGUAUCAUGGCGGAGUUGAUUCUGCAGCUCGACCCGGAGCCCAAGUAUGAUUUCAUCAGUGCAUCGAACAAUGCUGCCUGGUCGGUCGGUGAAGUUGCACUUCGAUACGGCCGUGAUGAUCCCGAGUUCAAACAAUGGGUCGGACCCUUGAUUGCUCGGCUGGUCCCUAUCCUUCUCCACCCAAAGGCACCUCGUAGUCUGCACGAGAAUGCGGCGGUGUCUAUCGGCCGCAUCGGUCUGAUGCACCCAGACCUGGUUGCGGGACACCUGCCAGAAUUUGCACAAGCGUGGUGCCAAGCGCUAUACGAGAUCCGGGAUAACGAGGAGAAGGAUUCUGCUUUCCGAGGAUUCUGCACUUUGGUUCAAGCGAACCCUCCGGGCAUUGCCAAGAGCUUGCUCUGGUUCUGCAAUGCAAUUGUUCGAUGGAACCAACCGUCGCCGGAGCUGAACAAUAUGUUUACCACGUUGCUCCAGGGCUUCAAGCAACACGACCCAGCGGCUUGGCAAGCGCAAGUCACGCUUUUCCCACAGCCCAUCCAGGAGCGACUCGCUGCUCGAUAUGGUGUCUAAAGUGUCUCCCCCCAAUCCCUGUACUAUCAGUCCAUCAUUGUCUCUGUGUUAUGCCUCGUUCGCGAAUACUUCCGUCCCUUGCAUCUGGAUCAUUUUCGUAGCUGUAGUCUUCCUUGUUCUGUCCUCCCCCAUAUAUCUUAC